ACUAAGCAUAAAGGAGAGGAAAAAUUAAAGUCCUCGAUCUGAUUCCCUCUUCUGUGUCUGUUUUUCAUGUUAGUAGCACCAGCCAGGAUUUCACUAAGCUCUGCAGCUUGGAUAAGGUCCUCAACAAAUGACUUCCCCCCCAUGAUAUCAGAUCAUUACAACUGUAGACUUCUGAGCUGCUGCUUAUCCACCCUCCUUUAAAGUCUGGCUAUUUGGAACGGUCCAUUCAUUGCAGUAACAAAGGGUUUGGACAGUUGUGAUUUUCCACUCUCUCUGACCGGAACCCAACAUUUCACCAAAAUCGCCACCUAACACAGCAAGUCCAUGGCGCCCUGUUCCUGACGACGCAUGCUUCACUCUGGGGUGCUCUAGGCAGCAGACGGCGUCUCCAUGAGGAGCAGUAGAAGAUGCCGGAACUGCCAGCAGUGCUGCUGUCGAUUCACGUCCACUUCCUGCUAGUUACUGUGCUUAACAUGCCGCCUUGUUCUGUAAGCCAGACCCCUGUCCUGUCAUCUGUGCGAAUGGCGGCAAUUUUGGAUGACCGCUCUGCCUGUGGCCGUGGAGAGCGGUUGGCUUUAGCUUUAGCACGGGAGAACAUCAACAGCAUGCUGGAGGGACCAGCUCGUGCUCGCGUGGAUGUAGAAGUCUUUGAGCUCCAGAAAGACUCUCAGUAUGAGACCACAGACACCAUGUGCCAGAUUCUGCCUAAGGGUGUUGUUGCUGUGAUUGGCCCCGCCUCCAGUCCUGCCUCAGGUUCUACUGUCAGUCACAUCUGUGGGGAGAAGGAGAUCCCUCAUGUGAAGAUCGGUCCUGAGGAGACUCCACGGCUGCCUUACCUGCGUUUCGCGUCCGUCACAUUGUAUCCUAGCAACGAGGAUCUGAGCUUGGCCGUGGGUGCCAUCCUACGCUCUUUCAGCUACCCAUCAGCCAGUCUGGUCUGUGCCAAGGCUGAGUGUCUGCUGAGAUUGGAGGAGCUGGUGAGGCGUUUUCUCAUCUCCAGGGAAACACUGUCUGUCAGAAUGCUGGAUGAUGAUCUCGAUCCCACAUCCUUACUGAAAGAGAUCCGCGAUGAUAAAAUAGCUACAAUCAUCAUUGAUGCUAAUGCUUCUGUGUCAUACCUGAUUCUGAAAAAGGCAUCUGAGUUAGGGAUGACAUCAGCAUUUUACAAGUACAUCCUCACCACCAUGGACUUUCCUUUGCUGUGGUUGGAUGAUGUGGUAGAUGAGCACUCCAACAUUGUGGGCUUCUCAAUGUUCAACACCACUCACCCAUUUUACCUGGAGUUUAUCCGGAGCCUCAACCUGUCCUGGAGAGAAGGCUGUGACCUUAACCCAUACCCAGGACCAACGCUGUCUUCAGCUUUGCUGUUCGAUGCCGUCCAUGUGGUAGCGAGCGCCGUACAGGAGCUGAACAGAAGUCAGGAAAUCGGAGUGAAACCCUUAAGCUGCUCCUCUCCGCAGAUCUGGCAACAUGGGACCAGUCUCAUGAACUACCUGCGCAUGGUGGAGUAUGAUGGUUUAACAGGCCGUGUUGAGUUUAACAGCAAAGGCCAGAGAACCAACUACACCCUGCAUAUCCUGGAGAAACAUAAAUCAGGCCACAAACAGAUUGGUAUUUGGUAUUCUAACAACACCCUGGUCAUGAACUCCACCAGUCUGGAUAUCAAUGUCUCUGAAACUUUGACCAACAAGACCCUCAUUGUCACCACCAUACUGGAGAACCCGUAUGUGAUGAGGAAAGCAAAUUAUCAGGAACUAGAGGGGAAUGAGCAGUAUGAAGGCUUCUGUGUGGACAUGCUGAAGGAAUUAUCAGACAUUCUGAAGUUUACUUAUCGAAUCAAACUGGUAGAUGACGGUCUAUACGGAGCUCCAGAACCCAACGGUUCCUGGACUGGCAUGGUGGGGGAGCUUAUCAACAGAAAAGCGGAUUUAGCCGUAGCUGCUUUCACUAUCACCUCUGAGAGAGAGAAAGUCAUCGAUUUCUCCAAACCUUUCAUGACCCUGGGCAUCAGUAUUCUUUACCGAGUUCAUAUAGGUCGAAAGCCGGGUUAUUUCUCAUUCCUGGAUCCCUUCUCUCCGGCCGUUUGGCUUUUCAUGCUGUUGGCCUACCUGGCUGUCAGCUGUGUGCUUUUCCUCGCUGCUAGGUUAAGCCCUUAUGAGUGGUAUAACCCUCACCCGUGCUUGCGGGAACGCCGGGACCUGCUGGAGAACCAGUACACACUAGGAAACAGUCUGUGGUUUCCAGUGGGAGGCUUCAUGCAGCAGGGAUCAGAAAUCAUGCCUAAAGCUCUGUCUACACGCUGUGUUAGCGGAGUCUGGUGGGCAUUCACUCUGAUCAUCAUCUCCUCGUAUACAGCCAAUCUGGCUGCAUUUCUGACAGUGCAGAGGAUGGAGGUCCCCAUCGAGUCACCCGAUGACCUGGCAGACCAAACCAACAUUCAGUAUGGCACUAUACAUGGUGGGAGUACCAUGACCUUCUUCAUGAACUCGCGUUACCAGACAUACCAGCGCAUGUGGAACUACAUGUACUCCAAGCAGCCCAGUGUGUUUGUGAAGAGCACAGAGGAAGGCAUUGCUCGUGUACUGAACUCUAAAUACGCCUUUCUUCUGGAGAGCACCAUGAAUGAGUACCACCGCAGUCUCAACUGCAAUCUCACACAGAUUGGGGGACUGCUGGACACCAAGGGCUAUGGCAUUGGCAUGCCUCUUGGCUCUCCCUUCAGGGAUGAGAUCAGUCUGGCUGUUCUGCAGCUGCAAGAAAAUAAUAGGCUGGAGAUUUUGAAGAGAAGGUGGUGGGAGGGAGGGCAGUGCCCCAAAGAGGAGGACCACAGAGCUAAAGGUCUAGGAAUGGAGAAUAUUGGUGGGAUCUUUGUGGUAUUGAUCUGUGGAUUGAUCAUUGCUGUGUUUGUGUCAGUGAUGGAGUUUGUGUGGUCCACACGGCGCUCUGCUGAAACAGAUGAGGUGUCUGUGUGUCAGGAGAUGUUGAACGAGUUUCGGAAUGCUGUGUCAUGUAAGAAGAGCUCUCGUUUGCGCCGACGUCGGCCUCUAUCAAGCUCUUUAGCCCUGCGACACCCGGCCCGCCUCAGCUUGGGGGCCUCACGUCCCCUGCGCCUGGUCAGAGAGAUGCGCCUCAGCAAUGGCAAGCUCUACAGUGGUGCUGGGCCUUUAACAGGAGGCUCUGGAGGUGCAGGAGGCCCCUCAGAGCUUGGUCCUGGACCUCAGCGUCUCUUAGAGGAGCCUCUGGGGGCCAAGAGUACACCCGCAGGGCCUCUAGGCCCCCCUGCAGUGACUGUGCCUCUACCACGAGGCUGCACUCAUGUACGAAUUUGCCAGGAGUGCCGGCGCAUACAGAGCCUACGUACAACCUCGUGCUCCCGCAUCCCUCCAUCCUCGGCACCGCUGCCUCGUCUAGCUCCGCCCCCGCCACGCUCCUCCUCCAACACAGACAGCGAGGGGGGUGGCGGGCCUAGCCCGCGCCGAAGAGGCCACUCCCCUCCUCCGAGAGCCUGUGCACUCCCACCCCCUCAGAGCACCGCAAAUACAGACCUACUGGGAGGCCAGGACUGAGAGAAUGAGAGGGAGAGAGACAGAGACAGAGGGAGGAGUUCAGGAACGGACAGAUUGGGGACAUACUGCUCUGCAAGGACAAUUCAACAUGUGGAUCAGGAUGACAAAAUGUAGAAGAGGGACUUGAAUGUUUUCAUCGGAGUCUGGUCCUCCCACUUCCUCCUCUGUGUUUUGUCAUGUCUGGAUUUGCUAUUUUAGAUGUGUGGAAAUCACUAUAGACAUAUCACAUAAAGAGAAACAAAAUGGUGGUCUCUUUUCAUACUGCAGUGACAUUGGAAGCUGAAGAUGAAUGUGUAAUGCAGAGAUACUUCACCUCCCCCUGAACUGCAGCUCCCUGGCACAAAGACUCCCUCGAGCUGAACUUUCUGGCUUCUCCUAAAUGAGAGCACACACCAUCAAAAGAGGAUGUUUAAUCUAUGUUAAAUGUACUACAAUCUGAAAAAAAAAUGAAGGGACACUCCAAAUAGACUGAUCCAUUCUCUCAGUUUUUUUCUUUACUAGGUUUAUUAUUAUUAAUGUUGUUAUUUUUAUUUUCCGUCUACCUUGUUUAAUUCCCCAGGCUUACUUUUGCUAGGUUAAAAAUGAAAAGGUAAAGAACUACAGGUAUUUUAUAAAUUAUGGACCGUUAUUAAGAUGGAUUAAUUGUAUGUUAAGGCCUGAAUACACUCAGGAGACAUGAUGAGCUAUUCCUUUGUUACUUUGCAACAACAUACUGAAGAUUAUGCACAAGGGUCAACAGUUUAGUUUGAGAAGGACGCAAAGGUAAACUCUGAUACUGUUUAUCAAUGCAGUAGAGCCAGUUGAGCUGAUGUAUGGUUCUGGUAGAUCAGCUUGACUAUUCAGUUAUUUGGUUUUUUUUUGGUCUGUUUUAUACUUGAAGUGAUAGUUAACAUGGUUUCACCGAAAAACACUAUCGUACCUACACCUCAACUGGAGUGAAUUGUUUUUCUUUUUUCUUUUCUUGGAGUGUUUGUGGGGAAUUAUGAUUUGAGGUUAAACUGAUUUUGCCAAAUGUGUAUUACACAUCAAUGCAAAGUUAACAGUACUGGUACAUUUGUUUCAUAAUUUCGUAACCUCUGCCUUUUCCUUUUGACCUCAUUUGAUAUUUUUACAAGUUCAUCGUUUUGCUCUUUUUUCCCCCCGUUUUAAUUACUCUAUUAAUUUACACGCUCUUGCUAUAAACUGACCCUGUUAUCCUCUUAAGGGAAGCAAGCAAAAGCUAAUGAGAGUGGAAUUAUUUCCUAAACCAAGAAAUGUUCAUGGCAAGUCCUUAGUAGCAUCUAAACCUUAUUUUAAACAGAAUGGUAGUGUAAAGGAUAAUGCCAUUAAUUACUGCUUUAUAGUACAUCAUGUUGGGAUAAAGUGUAUUACUUUACUCACACGAUCUUACUAGAAUGAGUGCAAAAUCAGACCGUAUGUAAGCUUUAGUGUAUUCAGGCCUUUAGAGAUAAAAUGACCAGCUACCAUAUAGAUGACUUUGUAAAUAUACAGUUACUGAAUGCAGUCCACAGUUCGUCAGGCUCUCUUUACUUGCCCAUCAGUGAAAAGGUGCAACCACAGGAUCACUGCUAAUAAGGUAUUAUGUAGAUGGUCUGCCAAGACACUGACAUGGAAUCUGGCUUGUUAGUAAGUAUUGUGAUGGUGUAAUGAUAUACACCAAGUAAUUGUAUACCUACAAAGUGACCUACCUGUGGAUCUACCUGAUAAAACGGCCAAUGCAUGUAGGUAUAAAUGAACUAACUAGUGCCUGAGUGUAUUGGACCACUCUUGUAUAAGCAGCUAACAUGAUGUACAUGAUAGUCAUAGCUGGUCAGCUGGUUGUCAUAUCUCCUACUGCCUGAUAGUGGCAUUUCAAACAACAAAAAUGAGCUGUUGUAAUUCAAUCUCUACAGACAUGCAUAUAUUUUUUCCCCUGUCAUCAUAACAAAUUAAAUUUAACACGUAAGAGUUAAUGGCAGGUUAAGGAUAGUACAGAAACCAUACAUUCCUAAAGAGAUCCAAGGGGAAUCGAAC
Molecule: messenger RNA, 5579 nt
Organism: Ictalurus furcatus (blue catfish)
Lineage: Eukaryota; Metazoa; Chordata; Actinopteri; Siluriformes; Ictaluridae
Gene: grik5
Product: glutamate receptor, ionotropic, kainate 5
Exons: 20
Coding region: 408-3566 (1052 amino acids)
Biological process (GO): monoatomic ion transport; modulation of chemical synaptic transmission; synaptic transmission, glutamatergic
Cellular component (GO): plasma membrane; postsynaptic membrane; kainate selective glutamate receptor complex
Molecular function (GO): transmitter-gated monoatomic ion channel activity involved in regulation of postsynaptic membrane potential; kainate selective glutamate receptor activity
Source: RefSeq, a predicted model, not a curated record